AUGACCGCACAACGGAGCUUGAGUGUGUCGGCGGCAUCGUCGACAUGGCAACCAUCGGCUUCUGUCGCCGAUAAAGUCUUGAAGAGAGCAGAAGUGAGCAAGAUUGCCCGAAGACUACAAAACCGGCUAGCCCUUGCACAAUUCAAGACGAAGCAUGGCUGGGAGGAUCUCACACUGGAUACUAUUGAACCAAAAGUUGAGGAGGAGCGCAGGCGGAGGCGGUUGAUCGAGGGAGAUGUGCUUUCCGACUCAUCCAGCAGCACAUCCGAUGUGUACCCCACCCGAGCGCUCAUGAGCUCCCCUCUCAAGGCGCCGGGCCCUAUGUUCUCUGACAGCAUCGGACCUAGCACAGGUCACCGUAAACGAACAUACGUGGGCUCACUCGAGACCAUUGAUGACCUGAGCCCCAGCAAGCGAUAUCGCCUUUCUCCCUCUGCCCACAAGUCUUUCCCUUCCGGCCACGCAACGUGGAAAGACAUGCACCAACUCGCGCAGUCCUCGCCCAUCAAGCCGAGGCGGCAGCAGCACUUUACGACGCAGGCGGGGCCCAACGUAUCGUUCCUAACUUCGCCUGCUUUCCACAUACAGUCGGAUGAUGAGGAUGACAUGCUCCCCAUUCACUCAUUUAACGCUGGCCCACGCUCGUCACCUCCUCGCACACCGCCGAUGCGAAGCCGCACUUUAAAUGGCCGGCGCACUAGGGAUAGGCCCAAUGGGCAGGAUGCCGAACAACCUGGCAAGACCGGUGAAGAGGGCGCAGACCUUUACUUUACCUCGCCGCAUCGCCUUCUCCAGCAAUUGGCUCUCGAAGAAAUAUGGAACCUCCUUCAACCCCGCCUCCCAAGAAUAGCCUGGCUUUGCCAUCCUCCAUGA
Parascedosporium putredinis is the source of this 873-nucleotide messenger RNA. NCBI's taxonomy places the organism in Eukaryota, Fungi, Ascomycota, Sordariomycetes, Microascales, Microascaceae. The record is from the annotation of a GenBank genome assembly.